AUGGUCUUGCUACGGAACAUAGCGCUCGUCGCGCUCGCCCUGAGCAACGGAGUUACUGCGUCGAACGCAGCUUAUUUCAAGAGAGCGCCUGCAGCUAUCAAAGCAGAUUCGUCCACCACUGCCGUCGCUACGACGACUGCGACCAGUGGAACGCCCAAGUCUACGGCUGCGAGCGCCGGUGAAUCUUCAGUGACCACCUCCAGCUCCUCCAGCUCCUCGAGUUCGUCUAGUUCUACAGAGUCUCCAAAGCCAACGCCCACAGAUGAUGCGGAAAACCCUACCGGAACAGGAGAGUCGGCGCCAAUGGAGACGGGCAAGCGACCCGAGGAGGCUGGGACAUGCAAUUCUGAGAAGGACGUUUCCAUCAAGCCGUUCUGCUCGCCCAAGGACAACGCUGAAGUCUACGUUGGCGACAACUACUAUGUGACAUGGGUUACCACCCUGCUCGACCCCAACGCUACAGUCAAAGUUGGUAUGGACUACGUCAACGUCACCGCCAAUGAGGGAAGGUCCGCGUUCCUCUCCCGCGACAUUCCCAACAACCACAGCUACGUCCGUGUCAACAUGAAUGGCGAUUGGCUCAAAGGCAGCCAGCGCAACAACCUGACCAUUUUCCUGGACGAGUUUCCCCCAGGCAAAGAAAAGAUACACCACCCCGGCCCUACCAUCUCCCUCAUCAAGAAGCCGGUAGCCCCGUACCCACCACCUCCACCAACACCUGCACCCCAGCCUCUAGGACUUCUUAUCGGCCUACCUCUUGGUCUUGGCGCUGUGGCCCUGAUCCUCGUCGGCCUAUGCAUUGGUAUGAGAAAGCACCGUCAUAUAGGGCUGAGCAACAUCAUGGGCAGACGCAACAAGGGUUACGGAGGAAGGAGUGCAAGAGCCAUGAGAAGCGGUCGUGGAGCCGGUGGAUCGAUCAGACUGGAUGACAUGGAAGAUAACGGACAACAGUACUCUGAUCAUCCAGAGCGACUUCCUUCGCGUGAACACAUGGUGUCGGACACGGAAGCUUUCAACGAUGUCCAGAGACGCGAGGGAAAUGCCUUUAGGCAGGAAUUGGCACGUUUGAAGAAUUGGAAAUGA
Arthroderma uncinatum is the source of this 1083-nucleotide messenger RNA. RefSeq lists its product as uncharacterized. Bases 1 to 1083 code for a protein of 360 amino acids. The transcript is spliced from 3 exons. The record is from RefSeq and is a predicted model, not a curated record. Lineage: Eukaryota; Fungi; Ascomycota; Eurotiomycetes; Onygenales; Arthrodermataceae.